AUAUAUACAGUGAUUACUAUUACUAGUAUUAUUGCUAGUAAUACUAAUACUGUAGUUAUUUUUUUUCAAGUGAUUAAUAAUAUACUGUAUUGUCUAUCAAAACACACACACAAUAACUAACUAAUAAUAAUAAUAAUUAUUAUUAUUGUUUUAAUUACUAAUAGGAUAUAUGAUUCACAAUAAUAAUAGACUAUUAAUAGCUUAAAGUUUUGUUUUUAAUUAUAAUUUUAAUUUAUAAAUAUAUUCAGUGUAGUCAUCAUCAGCUGUCUGUGUGUAUGACCUAUUGGUGGUGACAAUUGUUUAUAUGAUAUACAGUACAGACACACACACACACACAUCAAUUCACGGAUCAAUUGUCUGGUGAUAUAUCAAUUUGAUGUCAAGUGGUUAGGAUCAGCUGUAUAUGAAUCAGCAGCGACUACUACUACUAUCAUCAUCGUCAUCAGCAUCGGCUGCUGCUGCUACUGUCGGUAAUAUGUUUGGCGGCGGAUCAGACAAACCGCCGGCACCGCCCGUACGAUUGGCAUCGGCUCGCGAUCAGCUAACAACCGUACCGUUGGACAUGAGACCCCUGCCGAAAGAACCCGAUGGACACCACGACAAGGAUCGGUCAUCGUCGUCGUCGUCGGCAACCAAAUCAAUGAAAUCCAAGUUUGCCAAAACACCGAAAUCCGGAUCAAAGUCGUCGUCAUCGUCGACGGAUAAACCGGUUAUCAGUCCGCCCACUAAUUUCGAGCAUACCAUUCACGUUGGGUUCGAUUCGAUGACCGGCGAAUUUACGGGAAUGCCGGCCAAUUGGUCACAAUUGUUGCAAAAUUCUAAUAUAUCGAAAACCGAACAGAAGAAGAAUCCGCAAGCGGUUCUCGAUGUACUCAAAUGGUACGACUCGUCCCAUAAGACUAAAGACGAAAAGUAUAUGACUAUCAAUCGUAAUAUCGAUACGAGUCCGCGGCCAAGUUUUCUAGCCGAACGAUUGGCCGCAAUGACUACAGCAACUACAACGACAACAUUGGCUUCGUCGUCGUCGGCCAGUGUUUCGCCGAUUCAUACGAAAUUUAUACUAACCGACGGCUGCUCUGGCGGCGGCUCAACAGUUUCGUCAUCCAUAUCUAUACUAUCGACACCCGAUGACGAUCACCAGCAGCUACUAAUUACUACAGCAACCAAUAGCAAUCAACAACACCAACACCACCAUCAGUCGACCGGUGAUAAUAAUACAGAACUAGUGGACGACUGUUGUGAACCGUGUCCGCCGCCAAUAGCUGCCCGGCCGGAGAAAACAAAGUCUAUUUAUACGAAACCAGUUAGUAGUGAAGUAAUAGUGAAAAGUGUAAAUAAAGACAUUGCUAACAAUAAUACAAAUAAUAAUAGUAGUAAUAAUAAUAAUAAUAGUAGUAGUAAUAAUGUCGGCAGCGGUGGCGGUGGUGGUGGUCACCAUCAUCUGACACCGCAAAUGUUGAAACAGAAGAAAAAGAAAAUGAGUGACGAAGAAAUACUCGACAAACUAAGAGUUAUAGUAACUAUUGGCGAUCCGAAUCGUAAGUUUACAAAAAUGGAAAAAAUUGGCCAGGGAGCCAGCGGUACUGUCUAUACGGCCAUCGAAAUAUCGACGGGUAUGGAAGUGGCCAUCAAACAGAUGAAUCUGUCACAGCAGCCGAAAAAAGAGUUGAUUGUCAACGAAAUACUAGUGAUGCGCGAAAACAAACACCCGAAUGUUGUCAACUAUUUGGACAGUUAUCUGGUCGGCGAAGAACUAUGGGUUGUAAUGGAAUAUUUACCGGGAGGUUCGCUGACCGAUGUGGUUACCGAAACCUGUAUGGACGAAGGACAGAUUGCAGCCGUUUGUCGGGAAGUACUACAGGCACUGGAGUUUCUGCACUACAAUCAUGUUAUACAUCGUGAUAUCAAAUCGGAUAAUAUAUUGCUCGGUAUGGACGGCAGUGUUAAACUAACUGAUUUCGGUUUCUGUGCCCAAAUAUCGCCCGAACAAAACAAACGGACAACAAUGGUGGGCACUCCCUACUGGAUGGCGCCGGAAGUUGUCACACGUAAACAGUACGGACCCAAAGUCGAUAUCUGGUCAUUGGGUAUAAUGGCUAUCGAAAUGAUCGAAGGAGAGCCACCCUAUCUGAAUGAAAAUCCAUUAAGAGCUCUUUACUUAAUUGCCACAAACGGAAAGCCAGAAAUCAAAGAGAAAGACAAACUGUCGCCACUGUUCCAGGACUUCCUCGACAAGUGCCUUGAAUGCGAUGUCGACAAACGAUGGUCUGCUUCUCAACUAUUAAAGCAUCCCUUCUUGAAGAUGUGCCGACCCUUGACUACAUUGAAUGCCCUAAUAGUGGCGGCAAGAGAUGCCACUAAAGGACACUGAUUAUGACAACAACAAAAAACUCUUAGAUAACAAUCCACAACAACAACAACUACAACAACAAGCCUUAUAUAAGAAAAUACAAACAAACAAAAAAAUUAAUGCAAUAUUUUAAUUGAUUGGAUUAUAUUAUAUAUAUGUGUACAGUAAUGAUGGAUCAAAUGAUAUAUAAGCAAAACAAACAAAAAAAAGUAAUACUACUGUGAAAACUAUAAAAAA
Oppia nitens is the source of this 2587-nucleotide messenger RNA. RefSeq names its product serine/threonine-protein kinase Pak-like (gene Pak). Lineage: Eukaryota; Metazoa; Arthropoda; Arachnida; Sarcoptiformes; Oppiidae. The record is from RefSeq and is a predicted model, not a curated record. Gene Ontology annotation, cellular component: cytoplasm. Gene Ontology annotation, molecular function: protein serine/threonine kinase activity; ATP binding. Gene Ontology annotation, biological process: intracellular signal transduction; regulation of MAPK cascade; protein phosphorylation. Bases 404 to 2371 code for a protein of 655 amino acids. The transcript is spliced from 6 exons.